AUGCAGUUUAAAAUGAGUCAACUUGCUCUGUUCACUCCAACUCCCAUCUCCAUGUCUCUGCAUUUUCAAACACCUCUCUCUCUCUCUUGAACAGCACUUAUUACACAUAAUAACUAAGUGCAUGUGUUCCUCAAAACUCUCCCACUUCAUUCAAUGAUCUUAUUUAUUUAUUCAUAUUUGACUUUCCAAGUUUUGAGCUGUUGAUAAAAUUCAUCCUAUUUCAUUUCUGACCUGUUCCUCCAUAAGAAAAUUUUUCUCCACUUCCUUGGCUUCUUUUUCUUCACUCAUACAAAACAUAUGUGACUCAACUUAGAUCUCAUCAUAUUAUUACACCAUUCAUCUCUUUUCAAACAUCUUUUUCUCAUAGAUAACAAGCAUAUAUAUUGUAUACAUCUUCUUUAUAGUGUUAAUGGAUGCAGCACCAAGACAUCUUUUUUCAUUCAAAAACCAGCAGAAUAACAUUAGUAUAACUCAACCUCCAAUGGGUGCAGUUUCAAGCAGUGGCUUCCCAAUAAUUGGCGUUGCAAUGUUAGGAAUUAUGGCCAUUGGUUUUCUGCUAGUCAGCUACUAUAUCUUUGUCUCUAAAUGCUGCAUCAACUGGCAACAAUUCGACCCUUUAAGACGCUUUUUUAGUACGCGGCCACGCCAAUAUGAAGACCCUUUAAUGGGCUAUUCCCCUUCAAGAGAAAGCAGAGGACUCGACGAAUUGGUGAUAAGAGAUAUUCCAACUUUUCAGUACAGCAGAAAUAGAGUUGGUGAAAGAAGUUUUAGGAGAUGUGUGGUUUGUUUGAAUGAGUUUAAAGAAGAUGAAAUGUUAAGACUUCUUCCUAAAUGCAGCCAUGCUUUUCACUUGGAUUGUAUUGAUAUUUGGCUUCAAAAUAAUGCUAGUUGUCCUCUUUGUAGAACUAGUAUUUCUGGCGCAACAAAUAAACAUCCACUUGAUAUGAUUGUUGCACCAAAUUCAUCACCUCAAGAUCCUCAUAUUCCACUUCUUAGAAGAAGUAGCAUUUUAGGGAGUGAAGAAGAUUUUGUAGUGAUUGAAUUAAGUGGUGAACUUGAGGCACAAAAUAGAAGUAACUCUAUUAGUAGGGAAUUGUUGCAGUCUCAAUCAAGAAGUCACUCUUCAAGAAAAUUUGAGCAGAGGAUUGGAAAGUUAACAAAACAGCAAACAAGAAAGUUUUCAAUUAUGGGCGAUGAAUGCAUUAAUGUAAGAGAGAAAGAUGCUCAGUUUUCAGUUGAGCCAAUUAGGAGAUCUUUCUCUAUGGACUCUGCGGCGGACCGACAUGUUUAUUUGUCAGUGCAAGAGAUGAUAAGGCAUAAUAGACACCUCAGAGAGGUGAGAAAUAAUGGAGAAAGUAGCAGUAGAUCAAUUCGCAAAUCAAUCUUUUCUUUUGGACAUAGAAGAUCCAAAACUUCAGUUUUACCCUUUGAAUUUUAAGUAUAAUCUGGAAUCUGUUAGUUUGUUCAGUCUUUGUUGCAAAGUUGACUCCCUGAUACAAAUACUAACAUGGUUUUUUUAGUUUCUUUUA
Nicotiana tabacum (common tobacco) is the source of this 1529-nucleotide messenger RNA. Its product is annotated as RING-H2 finger protein ATL16-like. Lineage: Eukaryota; Viridiplantae; Streptophyta; Magnoliopsida; Solanales; Solanaceae. Gene Ontology annotation, molecular function: transferase activity. The record is from RefSeq and is a predicted model, not a curated record. Gene Ontology annotation, biological process: protein ubiquitination.